Solea solea (common sole) is the source of this 1551-nucleotide messenger RNA. It is a transcript of the gene mbpa, whose product is annotated as myelin basic protein a. Gene Ontology annotation, molecular function: structural constituent of myelin sheath. The transcript has 6 exons. The record is from RefSeq and is a predicted model, not a curated record. The coding region runs from base 133 to 531 and encodes 132 amino acids. NCBI's taxonomy places the organism in Eukaryota, Metazoa, Chordata, Actinopteri, Pleuronectiformes, Soleidae.
UGCCUCCCGAGCCUCAGUCAGAGGCGAUUCAAUCCUCCAGUGAACUGCGUGCGUGGGCCGAGGACUUGGAAGAGAACUUCUGAGUAAAUAGACAAGAGGUCAACCACACCCAACCCCUCGGCUGAAGAUAGCAUGGCAACGGCGAGUACCUCAGGACAGAGCACCUUUGGGCUCGGGAGGAAAAAGAAGAACCCAGGACUCAUGGAUCAGAUUAGCAAAUUGUUUGGAGGAGAGAAGAAGAAAAGGAGCAAGGGGUCGUUCCGGGGUCAUCUGGCCUCCUCACCCCAGCAAUCUUCUGCUCGCCGUCGGCCCAACGAAAAUGCUGUCAUGCAUUUCUUCAGGAGCAUUGUUUCCUCUCCUCGUCCUAAAUCCAGGUGGAGAGAAGUCUUGGGCUUGGCCUCCUCGCCACGUGCUGAGAGCACAAAGUCGCCGGUCAGAAGACGCAGAGACCAAAGUACACUGUCCAGACUCUUCAACCUGGGAGAAACUAAGUCCCGUCCUCCCCCUAAACGCUGGAGCACCAUCUUCUAAGCUCUCCACCGAGGACCAAACUACAGACGCGUGUGCGCCGAUAGAAAACAAAGAAGAAGAAGGUGAAACAGAUCAGCCUGCGGCGGACUCACAACCUCAAGAGACAUUAACCCACUAACAAAAGCCUCGUGUUUCUACAGACAGUGAUGCAACACUGACGCAGGGAUGUGGGUGGUCACCACGCCAGUGUUUUCUUUAUAGUCUUACUUCCUGUCUUAUAGUCGUCAUUUAGCUGUAAUUAUGUGUUCAUGAGAGUGUAAAAUCAUCCUUUUGAGUGUCUGAUGGUCCUGUCGUAGUGUCUGCUGUCUGAGGUUUGUUUGGACCAAAAGGUUUUGUUCUACUUGUCCUACCCGUCGUUUGACUUUUGUACACGAGUGGCGCUUCAUGUACCUCGCUGCUUCCUGUAGAAACAACUCACACGCCGAAAAAAAAUCAACAUGGAUUCUUCUCCUCAUGAAGUCUCAAAAAUGUGAGACUCACAAGCCUUAAUGUUGUUUUUCUAAUGUAACACCUUUGUUUUCCUUGUUGCGAUUAAUACAAAAUGUACAGUUUGUUGCUGUGAGUGUGAAUGAAGAGAAUAAAAAAGCCCUUUUCAAAUGCACUGUGACAUAACGCACUGUAAAUACAACAACCGCUCCUCUGUCUUACAGUAGCUUCAGUCUCAUUUGUUGUAAGUGAUUUGUUUGCGUUGUUAAAUUAAGUUGGAAGUUUUAACGUCAUUUGAAAGUAGACAGACAGACGGUUUCAGUCGAUGGUUAGAUCGCAAGUGGCUCAGUGGUUUAAGGCGGACGGUAGCGUGAGGCGUUUACUGAAGGACUUCAAUGUUUGAGGCAUGUUUGUCAUUUUGUUGUCGUACAGGGCAUGUUUGUAAGUUCACUUUAACGUGCGUAGUCAAAGACACUUUUUUGCAGUUGCUGAUACGUGAUGGUGCUACAUGUUUCCUCUUUGUGUAAAAGGUUUUUUUAAAUGUUCUGUCUAACUGGAAAUAAACACUGUUUGUUGUCUCUCAGUUAAGAGGUA